GCUGACAUCCAUCAUUCGCUUAGGACGUCACGAUGGAGGAGACUCCUGGAUCGCAACUGGCUGUCGCAUCGAGUCGCUUACCGCCAUAUCCCACGUCUGGGACGCUAGGAAUGUCAGACAGAUGUAUACCGCUGUCGGAGAAUACGGAUAGACCAGCACCCGAGGCAUCGCCCACGCCUCUGCGGCCUGAACCCGCACAGCACCUCCCCCAAGCGGAACACUCGCUUCGUCCUGGUGUCACGCGGGCUGGCCCUGCCGAUCCUGCACCGUCUGUCAACAGCGGUAUCGUGUCUCGUACGACCGACUCCGCCAAUCCAAAUCUUACCGGACCUCCGGCACAUGGAAUCGCCCAACCUUUCGUCCAAAAUUUCCUUCGCGGCGUCUUCCCGCCUCUGUCUGCGCCUGACAUCGUGCGUCGGUUCGUCGACGCUGGCAUCGUGGAACGCAUGGAUUUGGUCGCGUGCUCACAGCUUCCGGAGAGGGAUCAGCUAGAGAUGCUCCGCGCCGACCUAGGGCUGAAUAUCCUACACUCGAGGAUGGUGAGAGUGGCGUUAAGUCAGGUGUGAUAGUCGAGUAUGUGUGCUUUGUGUACUAUGAUUUUGGUCAAUUUGUAUAGCUCAGUCUUGGGGUAUCUAAUGUAUGAGUACGACUCGGAGAGCACGCUCAAAUUACAUUAUCAUCCAUGGGACUGUUUCGUCGUGCUCCCGCAGAAAAUGAAACUCCUCACUCGGCUGGACCCCGUAUACCGAGAAAAGCACACACUCCGUAGUUGCACUGGGCAUAACAAGCACGGAGUCACAUACCAUCGAAAUGGACAGCCCUGUAACUUC
Messenger RNA from Phanerochaete carnosa HHB-10118-sp, 830 nucleotides. RefSeq lists its product as uncharacterized. The record is from RefSeq and is a predicted model, not a curated record. Bases 33 to 566 code for a protein of 177 amino acids. Lineage: Eukaryota; Fungi; Basidiomycota; Agaricomycetes; Polyporales; Phanerochaetaceae. The transcript has a single exon.